AUGACAUCCGCCGCUUCCUCGUCCUCGCGCGACCUGACGGUCCUCACUGCCUCGGAUGUCGACACCGUCCUCGCCAAGAUGGACCUGUCGCUCGCGGUGGCCGGCCAAGCCCAAGUCUUUGCCGCGUACUCUAACAAGGACAAGAAGGAUGAGGCACCUGGUGUUGCUUCCAUACAGCUGCCCCUCCGCCACGUCCUCCAGACUCCCGCCCAGUCCAUGCUCUUCAUGCCCGCCCGCGUUCCGGGUACCACCGCGAUCAAGAUUGUGUCUGUGCCAAAGGGUGGCAGUGACGGCCUCCCUGGCACAACCCUUGUGCUGGACGAAGUGAGUGGCAAGGUCCGCGCUGUUAUCAACGCUCGCCGCUUGACAGCCGUCCGUAACGCUGCUGGCUCCGUUCUCUCCAUGAAGAUUCUCGAUCCCGAGGGCAAGAAGACGCCCCAGAACAUGGUCGUGUUUGGCUCUGGCGCCCAGGCCGACUCGCACGUCCGCGCCUUUGUCGCCGCCUACCCUUCCAUCAAGACCGUCACCGUCGUCGCCCGCCGCUCCACGCCGCGUUCCGAGGCGCUCGUCGCGUCGCUGGCAAAGGCAUUCCCAGCCGUCAAGGUGGCGCAGGGCGUCGCGUCGUUCUCGGCCGGCACCGCCGAGGCGGGCUUUGACCUCUCGGCCACUGUCCACGCCGCCGACAUUGUCUGCACCAUGACGUCGUCCGAGCAGGCCCUGUACGGCGCCAAGGACAUCAAGGCGGGCUCGCACCACUGCCUCAUCGGCUCGUACAAGCCUCACAUGCGCGAGGUCGAGGACGAGCUCAUCCAGCGUGCGGGUGUGGUGCUCGUCGACUCGCGCGAGGCGUGUGGUCACGAGGCGGGCGAGCUCCAGAACGUCACAGACGAUGACCUGGUCGAGAUUGGCGAGGUCAUCAACUCGGAGCAUGGCGCCGAGGCCAAGGUCAACUCGGCUGGCGACGUCAACGUCUUCAAGAGCGUUGGCCUUGGUGUCCAGGACGUGGCUAUUUCGGCCCUCAUUGUGCAGGAGGCGGAGCGUCUGGGUCUUGGUACCAUCGUUCCCAACUAUGACUAA
Molecule: messenger RNA, 1077 nt
Organism: Apiotrichum porosum
Lineage: Eukaryota; Fungi; Basidiomycota; Tremellomycetes; Trichosporonales; Trichosporonaceae
Exons: 3
Coding region: 1-1077 (358 amino acids)
Cellular component (GO): cytoplasm
Source: RefSeq, a predicted model, not a curated record